AUGUCAGACGGAAGCCCGAGUGACUCCGAUGUGGAGUUUAUCGACCUCACUGAAGGCGACAAUGCUCAUCCAGACAUUGAUGGUCAUUACGAAGAUGCCCCUGACCAAGAAGAGAUCUCCCUUGGACUAGAUGCCCAUGGGGAGCCGAUCUCGCACAUCAUAUACCGGCCUGGUGGCCCUAUGGACGUCGACAGCGAAGAGGAAAGCAGUGACGACGACCUAUAUACUCCCGAAGUCGAAGGAAGCCUGUUUUUUGGUGAGGAGGACGGUGAAAUCAGCAAUGGUGGUGGCGAUGAUGGUGGGUAUAGAGGACCUCCAUCCCCAACAUCAUCUGAUGACCCGGGUAGCGAAUCCGACAGGUCAGAAGAUAGCGACAAUCAUCACGACGACGCCGAUGAGGACGAUGAUCAGACAACUCAACAUAGCCCAGGAGAUUCUAACGGAGGAAGUCCUGGUGGUGGUGAUGAUUCCGGUGAUGACAGUUCAGACGAUGGAGAAGAUUCAGAUGACGAAGAUGCCGACGAUGAUCCCAUUAAUGACGAUGAUGAAGAAGGCAAUGCGGAGCAUGGGCAUAAAAACCCAAACGGCGAUUUACCCGAGGUCCUGGAAGAAGAAGGUAUUGAAUGGCCAGAAUGGAAUGGUGACUGUAUCGAUACAUGCCAGCCCCCUUGGUAUAGUCUUGCUUGCAAAUUCGCAACUUACCGGAACCGAUUCCUCUAUAAAAGAAGAGAAUUGAGAGAGUGCAAGAGGGUUAACAGAAACCGGGUCACCGAACUCAAUCGCGGAGUAAGAGGCCUAAACAAAGUGGUGGAAGCAAUGACAGAAGCAGUGAGAGAGUUUUAUGCAGCCAAUGAGGUAAACAUUCAGGAGAAUGAAAGACUUGUUGCGGAAAACGAGGCUCUCCGAGAUCUUGUGCCUGAAGAAGAACUGGAGGAUUUCCCUGACCCCGUUCAAUUAAGCAUUGAGGACAUGGAGGCAUCUCUGCCCCAGGACAUUCGAAACCGCCUGCCACCUGAUGUCAAGAGACGUCUUCGCGUGUGGCGACGCCGGCCAGUGAAGCCUCGAAAGACAGAACGUUUAUGGCCAAAGGCCUACACACGUUGGAUCAGACAUGGCCGUCAUCCUGACUACGACAACUGGGGAGAUAUUCACAAGCUCGCUUGCCAGGAAGAGAAUAUGCCUUCAGUUUUCGGGAAGUCCACGCCACUCAGGACACACCCUUACCUCACUCUGUGUGCACCGCCCCCUCAACAGGAAGAGAGGGUUAUCACAGGAGAGGGUGAGGGUUGUACUCCUGAGCCAUAUCGCCGACGAGAACGCGCACAAAACCAAGAAGAUACCGGCCCGUUCAACUUCGACAUUCUUCCAACCAAAGAUCGACAGAAGAUAAUCAUCAAAAUCCUUCGGUAUGCUCUUGUUUUUGAUGGGAACAUCAUUCACGCCAUCUCUCGUUUGGAUCCAUACUUCGAACCAGCCUCCCCUAACCGGAACUGCAACGGUAAAAUAUCGCUAUUGCAUCGCUUCCACAUUGGGCGACAGAGAGUUUCUCUCACAUAUGGAACAAUCCAUCCUCAGAAACUCCUUGCUCCUCUUCUGCACAUCGAGCUGUUGUGGAUGGGCUCACAGAAGCUCACGUACAUGAUCGACCAAAAGGGCAAGUACGUAUCUCGACGAACUCAUGAUCUCGCCUAUCUGCCCGAGGCCUGUCGACUGAAGACGGUUGCUAUUCAUCUGCCCGAGUCCUCCAAGAAGUAUAUGCGACGUAAGCAUGAGCCGCCUCAGAUCGUUCGGUUCUUGGCAGAAAAGACGAGAAAGCAGCCUAACUUCCGCCGCUUCCGCGCGUUGCGUACGUUACAGGGUGUUGAUUACCUAUACUGCCUUCGUGGGAUCCGGGAAGUGACCUUCUUCGACUACGACGAAUCACGACGACUGCCCCCGAAAAUGCCAGUUCGUGACUGGACCUUUGUCCGUGAUAUUAAUGAGUCUGUACGCAGGGAAAAGUCUGCAGAUGAUGAACACUUCUCCCAGCUUCGGUACCUAGCUCCAUUGUUGAUCCAGCCUUCCGUCGAACUCGCUGGGCAGCUUGAGGAAAUCGUCGACCCGGAGCCUCAGUAUAUGGGUCUCAUGUCACCACCUCCUGAUAUGUACCCCCAGCUGCAGGCCGCUUUGGAUGAGGCGGCUAACUCUGAGAAUGAAUCCGAUGGCGAUGACAGCGACGGAGAUUCUGAUGAAGAGAUGGGGGGAGACACUGACGAUGAUGGCAGUGACGGCGAUGAUGAUGAUGGCGGCGGCAGCGGUGGUAGUAGCAGUGGCGCAGAUGCACACUUCAAUUAUCAACAUCUCGCUGCAGAUGACCACAGUCAUGAGCGAGAUGAGAGCCCGGCCGAUCUCGAUGAGUUGGCAGCAGGACUGUCCAAUAUAUUAUCUGGUGAUCAGUCUGAUCCCAACUCUGAACAGGAGCAGAAGAAAGAGGUAUGGUCAGAUAAUGGGCAAACAAUCGACUUGAUAAGCGACGAUGAGGACGUUGAUGAACCCCAGUAUGACAGAGACCGGUCCACAUCUCUGUUCGUUCGAAGCCCCCUACGGGAUCGUCGACCUGAGUUCAUCACCAAGGUUGAAACGCCAUCUCCUCCCAGGACAACCCCUCCAGUUCCUGCUGACCAGGCUGAAAUAACGCCAGCGAGGGAGACCCGCGCUGACAGUAGCUUGUUUGUGAGCCCUACCCCCUAUGAGGCUCUAAACCCUCAAGCGGGAGAUCAGUCAUCGCCAAUUGAUCUCACUGAUCCUGUGGGAGUGUCACUCUCUUCUCCUGCUCCGUCCUCACGCCCGAGCUCGAGCUCAAGCUCUAGCACCUGUUCUUCAGGUUUCAAGCGAGAAUGGAGUUUUAUCAGCGUGGAUGACGACGACGAGAAUGAUGGUGACGAUGAGGAUGAAGACUUCCGAUUCUUAGGAAGUUUUCCCAAGCGACCGCGCCGUCCUGACGGUGAUGAUGACGACGACGGUGUUGAAAUGAUGGACCUGGAAGAAGGGCCUCGGGAGGAGCUUCAGGAGGAGCUUCAGGAGGAGCUUCAGGAGGAGCCUCAAGAGGAGUUUGUCAUGGCUUAG
Molecule: messenger RNA, 3105 nt
Organism: Fusarium subglutinans
Lineage: Eukaryota; Fungi; Ascomycota; Sordariomycetes; Hypocreales; Nectriaceae
Exons: 3
Coding region: 1-3105 (1034 amino acids)
Source: RefSeq, a predicted model, not a curated record